AUCUACUUCAUUAUCAUAAAAAAAUAUUAUCAAUAAGUAUAUCAACCGUAUCUUAUCACGCACAGUAAAUAAUAAAGUGCAGUGUAUAACCAUUUGCACUUGUGUUCGCGCGUGUUAUCAGUAGCGAAAAGAUUGCAUUUUCAAACAAGCUUAUCAAGCGGUUGAAACAAUUGUCGGUAAUUAGACGUGUUUAAGUUUUUAAUACGUGUUUAUCGUUAAUUUUAGUGUAAGGUCUAUAUUGCGGUGUUGUUAUUCUUGCUUGUAUCAAGUUGGUUUGUUUCUUCACUUUUGAGAAUACAAAACAACAAACAUGUUCAGAUAAUUGCAUCAAUUAAGUAGAUUAGGAAAUAUGGCGAAGUUCAUAAAAUCCAUCUUCCACAACUCUGAUAGAAGGAGGUCUUCGAGAUAUGAAGAAUCAGAGGACGAUAAGCCAAAUGCGGCACCGCCAUUAGAUGGAAGAAGAAAGUUAUCUAUAUCAAGAUCUGGCAGAAUGAGACAAGCUAAUAGAAAACGUCACUCAUUGUCUUUAGAAUUGUAUAACCAUGAAAUACAAAUGACUGAAAAGAUUAAAUCAAAUGAAUAUCAUACGAAUAAUCAGAAGCAGACAGUUAUUGAUAUUAACCAAACCACAAACUUCUCAACUCAACUGAAUCAAUCAACAGAAAUUAAAACUCCUGAAGAAGAAAUCGACAUCGCGUUCGAAAUAAUUGAGAAGAUAUAAGUAAGCUUGUGAAUUAUUGAAUUAUUUAGAUGAUAAUAAUAAUAUAAGCGAAGUACAUAUUAUACGUUAGUAACGUAUACAAUUACGCUAUAAAUAGCAAGUCUCCAUUUAUAUAUAAAUCAAUUAUCAAACGCAACAUAAGUAGGCAGAUAACUAUAAAGUUUUAUUUUGGUAAAUUUUUAAAUGAUGAAUUAAAAAAUGCUAAGAAUAUUUACCAGAGUUAAUUGUUAUUUGAAAUUAGAACAAACAAUAAACGGUAUUUUUUUUUUAAAUCAGGAACUGAAUGUCAAACCAGCUUGCCUCAUGCGCUUAAGAUUAAAUUUUGCGCUAUACUUUAGGCGCUGGUGACAAUACAAUCUAUAACAAUAUAAUUUUCUCAAAACUGAAAUGAAUCAUUCGAAUUUUAAACGUCAAGUCUGUAUCAAGAGGCUAAGUUCCAUUUUAAUAAUUUAUGUGAAUAUUACGCACUGAAAACACAUCUGUCAAUUUAAACUCAAAAUACUACAAAGUAAUAAGUAAUUUGUCCUCUAUCAUUUUAGACAACGUGUACGUGUUACUGGACUUUGAUUUUAUAUUAAAUUAACUAAAAUAACUAAAUUCAACAAUUGUCGGUCAAUUUAGUCGAUAUUUUUAAUAUGUCGGUCAAAAUAUGACGGCAACUGUUAAUUUAUUAUUAUAUUAUUUUUUUUUUUUUUAAUUGACGCCUGCUAACUUUCUUAACAUUCUUUAUUGUGAGAACUGGUUUCGUCUUCGGUUUUUCGACAUUUGUACUAUCUUUGCUAUAUAAUAUUCCCACUUAUAAUAUUUUCUUGAUAAUAUCAUAUCAAUUACGUCACACAUCUGUUAUCAAUGUUAGUGUCUCUAUUCUAAGCACAUUUGAAAGAUGUCAUUAUUAUCAUUUUAGAUUAUUACAAUAGUUAUAAGUGAAAAUAUCCAUAUAAAUUAAAUGUAUACAUUUUAAUUUACUAAUUAAAAAAAAUGGGUGCUAGUUCGUCGAGAUCAGGAGACAAAUUCUACUAAUAUAUAAAAGUUACGAUAGGAUCCCGAUUCUAUUGCCCUACAACUUUGGCAACUCAACGGGAUCGUUGUGUUAAUAUAAUAGGAAAACGGUUAACAGAUAAAGUGACAAUAUUUGAUUAGAAUUCCAAGUUUACCGAAUGCCACCUAUUCUACAGUCAAAAUUCUAAGUUCCGGAUUGUAAACUGAGUGAAAUAUUGUAAUUACAGUCACGUAGGACAUCCUUACAUGUCAUGUAUAUGGGAAAAUUAUAACAUUUUCGAUGAUUUUGUGAUUUGAACGGUUCCUGUUAUAAUUUAAAAAAAAGAACUGUUUCUAUUUUAAUCAUUGACUACAGCGUGGCGAUUGUAAUCAUAAUUAUUGAUUAUAGUAGUUUAAUUGUAUUGUCAUGUACCUACUACAAUUACUAAAAGAUAUCUAGUAAUCAUAAGUACGUAAACAUUUGUUACAAAUAAAAUAUAACACAUAGCUAUUCAUUAUUAUGUAUAAACAACUUUUGUAUUUUGCAACUAUUUGCGUUAAGAUAAAUAUUUAUUAAUAUUACUUAACGUUUUUUCAUUAUAAAUAAUCGCAAACGGCGAUUCACAUUCAUCCCAUAUAGUUAUAAAAAAUCAUUAAGUAAAGUUGAAAUUAUAACGUUAUGAUGUAGUUUUUA
Nymphalis io (European peacock) is the source of this 2393-nucleotide messenger RNA. RefSeq lists its product as uncharacterized. The coding region runs from base 350 to 721 and encodes 123 amino acids. The record is from RefSeq and is a predicted model, not a curated record. NCBI's taxonomy places the organism in Eukaryota, Metazoa, Arthropoda, Insecta, Lepidoptera, Nymphalidae. The transcript is spliced from 3 exons.